AUGACUGAUCAACGUAUCUGUCCGCCAAUGAUAGAUAGAAUCAAUUCUACAUGGAAACAAAAUGGAAUAAAUGUGGCUGGAGGAAAUGGACGUGGAAAUCAAUCAAAUCAGCUCUUUCUCCCCUUUGGUAUCUCCGUCGAUGAUAAGAAAACGAUUUAUAUUGCUGAUUAUCUCAAUAAUCGCAUUGUUGAAUGGAAAUCUGAUUCGACGAAUGGUCAAGUCAUUGCAGAUGGAUAUGAAAAUAAUCGGCUCCAAACGCCAAAAAAUGUGAUUUUUGACAAAGAAAAUAAAUCUUUGAUUAUUUGUGAUCAUCAUAACAAACAAGUAAUACGAUGGUUUUAUGAAAAUGAAACAAAACAGCAAAUUCUUAUUUCGGAUAUUGAUUGUAAUGGUCUAGCAAUAGAUAAAGAUGGAUUUAUUUAUGCUAGUGACUGGAACAAGAAUGAAGUGAGACAAUGGAAAGAAGGAGAUCAAAAUGGAAGAAUAGUUGCUGGUGCAAAUGGAAGAGGAAAUCAACUUAAUCAACUGAAUUCUCCUUCUUUUAUCUUUGUUGAUAAAUAUUAUUCUCUUUAUAUAUCAGAUGAACAAAAUCAUCGUGUAAUGAAAUGGAGAAAAGAUGCAAAAGAAGGAAUUGUUGUUGCUGGUGGGAAUGGUCAAGGAAAUAGUCUCAACAAAUUGUUCGGUCCUGCAGGAGUAAUUGUUGAUCAUGUAGGUCAAAUAUAUGUAGCAGACACGGAGAAUGAACGGGUAAUGCGUUGGUCUGAAGGAGAUAAAGAAGGUGAAAUUAUUGUUGGUGGAAACGGAAGAGGAAGCGAGCCAAAUCAAUUGGAUGGUCCCAUUGGUUUAUCAUUUGAUAUCGAAGAAAAUCUUUAUGUCGCUGAUUCUGGUAAUCAUCGAGUGCAAAAGUUUUUAAUUAAUAUCUAA
Molecule: messenger RNA, 924 nt
Organism: Adineta steineri
Lineage: Eukaryota; Metazoa; Rotifera; Eurotatoria; Adinetida; Adinetidae
Source: the annotation of a GenBank genome assembly